Messenger RNA from Xiphophorus couchianus (Monterrey platyfish), 2823 nucleotides. It is a transcript of the gene hhla1, whose product is annotated as HHLA1 neighbor of OC90. Bases 1 to 1932 code for a protein of 643 amino acids. Lineage: Eukaryota; Metazoa; Chordata; Actinopteri; Cyprinodontiformes; Poeciliidae. The transcript is spliced from 12 exons. The record is from RefSeq and is a predicted model, not a curated record.
AUGGCAGCUCUCAGGAGGUUUCUGCUGCUUCCUCGCCUCUGGUUCAUCACCUGUGUUUCUGCAGCUUCACUCCUCAUCCUCUUCAGCCAAGAAAUCCCAGCGGAGAGCGCCAUCAACGCCACCGCCAUCGACCGCACCGCCAUCGACCCCGCCGCCAUCGACCCGGCCGCCAUCGACCCCGCCGCCAUCGACCCGGCCGCCAUCGACCCCGCCGCCAUCGACCCCGCCGCCAUCGACCCGGCCGCCAUCGACCCGGCCGCCAUCGACCUGGCCGCCAUCGACCCCGCCGCCAUCGACCCCGCCGCCACCGACCCGGCCGCCAUCGACGCCACCGCCAUCGACCCCGCCACCAUCGACCUCACGCCGCUGGUCAACGCCUUGAUUCAUUCCAGUCAGUCCGGCUCCCGGCAGCUCUUCUCUCUGCUCAGCGUCUCGUCCUUCAGCCAUCUGGACCUGCAUAAACUCACCCUGCUGGUUUACAACAUUUCCAGUGUAAAGAGUUUAGACAGCGGCCUGUUCAGGAGGCGGUUCUGCUACUGCGUCACCAACGACACAAACGACCUGAGCGAUUUCACCGCCAUCCUUCUGGACGUGAUGGGAAACUCAACCAGUUACCUCCAGGAGCUGUUUAGGUCUUCCUCCAUCCUGUCAGUCAGCCAGAGGAACGACUCCGACUGCAUCUACAUCUGUGUGAUGGCGGGGAAGACGGGCAGAGAGGUGAGCGGGUUCUGGGACGACGGCUCCGUCACGCCGCUGUUCAACCAGACGAUUGUUGAAGGACCGAACAGAGUGGCUAACAUCUCCUCCAUUCGGCUUCCUGUUGCUUCGCCACAUCUGGGCAGAACAUCGUCAACAACGUUAAAGGUCACGACCUCCGUGGGGGUCACACCGACGCCCUCCAGGCCUCCAGGCUUCACUACAGGACGUCCAUCAACUGAGACGCCAAACAUCUGGACGAUCCAAAGCAUUUCAACUCCACGGAUCAGGACAUCAGCUGGAACCGUGAGACGACCAACCAGCGCCGCUGCUCCAGUUCCAUCUGCGGUCACACCCCGACCUCCUGCAGCUGCAGCCGCAGGCGCAGCCACAGCUCCGUCUGCGGUCACACCCCGACCUCCUGCAGCUGCAGCCGCAGGCGCAGCCACAGCUCCGUCUGCGGUCACACCCCGACCUCCUGCAGCUGCAGCCGCAGGCGCAGCCACAGCUCCGUCUGCGGUCACACCCCGACCUUCUGCAGCCGCAGACACAGCUCCAGCUCCAUCUGCAGUCACACCCCGACCUCCUGCGGACGCAGGCGCAGCCACAGCUCCAGCUCCGUCUGCGGUCACAGCCCGACCUCCUGCAGACGCAGGAGCAGGCGCAGCCACAGCUCCGUCUGCGGUCACAGCCCGACCUCCAGCUCCGUCUGCGGUCACAGCCCAACCUCCUGCAGACGCAGGAGCAGCCACAGCUCCAGCUCCAUCUGCGGUCACACCCCGACCUCCUGCAGACACAACCUUCCUGAAAUCACCUGACAGUCUGAUGGAAACAAACAUUUCUCCAACAUCUCUACAAACGACCUUCAUUAGACCUUCAACCCCCCGACCAACAGGACGACCUGCAGAGACGAAGCCGAGCAGCAAAGAUGCAACACCUGACCGGCCCAGAGAAACGGAGAGACCAGGCUGUCCCUGGAGGAGGCCGGAGCCCGGCGGCGAGGCGGAGACGCUCGGCGAACUCAAGCUGCAGCCCUGCGUCCUGCAGCUCUGCCGGUUCUUCUCCCAGUGCCUCUGCAGGCCGCUGAGCCGGACGACGCGCACCAAAAGAUACUGUGACAGCAGCUUCCUGUGGUAUGAAGAGCAGACGUUCGAAGUGUGUCGAAGAGUCAAGAGAUUUUCCUUCUCCAGAAAUCUGAAACAGAGAUGCUUGUCUAAGAUGUGCAACAAACUGUGACCCGACAGGAAGCGGCGGAAACAAAGAGCCGUUCAUCUUCCCAACAACAGCUGGAAGCUGCUGGUGAUUCACAAAACAUGUUCAGUUUUCACCUUUUAUCUGGAUAUUAAUCACUAAUCUGCUAUUCAUUAUAUAUAUAAAAACUUUAUUUAAAGAGAAGCUAGUUUUAAAACAUUAGUCUUUAAAGUUGCUCUGUUUACAGUUUGUUUUAAUCCGACUUGCAAAAAAAACCAACUGGUUGAUGAAUGUAAACUUUAAUCCACUUGUAAACGUUUGUAUUCUUCAUGUUUAAAAAGUAAACGGCUGUUUUGAUAUCAUGAAUAAGAAAAAUGAGGAAUAAUCUCAGUUUUUUACUCUUAAUGUGACAAACAUCCUGCAUAAUUCAGCUGGAAAACAAACAAAUUUCAGAAGAAAAUAAACGUUUUAGAAGAAAAUUAGGUUUUUGUUAAGAAUUUGGAGUCACAUCUAUUUAUUACUCUACAUGCUGCAGGUUCAUCAGCUCCAAUGUUUUCAUAGGGUUAGGGUUAGGGUUAGGGUUCAUCACAGAGGGUUUCCUGUUUUAACGUCUUUGCAGGAUUUUACCCAGAAGAGACAGAAACUUUUAUCUGUAGAAAACAAGCAGAGAAAUUGUUUGUAGCUGCAGGAUGGCUGCAAGUUUCACCGGAGAGAAAAUCUCUGCCAGGAAACUGUAGAAGAUCUCAGCACUUUAAACAAACCUUCAGAUCCAUAAACUCUGAACUACUUUUAAUUCCUCCUGAGUUUCAGGAAGUCGCUGUGUUUUUGUCGUAGUGAGUUUUCAUUUGCAUGUCAAUAAUCUGGCUUUUAAUUCAUGAAAGAUGCUUGUUUAGUAACAUUUCUACAGUCUUAUUAAAGUAUUGGAAAAUUCUGAAA